AGUCCCAAGCUCCGGCUGCGCGGGGAUGGGGCACGAGCUGCUCUGGGACUAGCGGAGAGUUCAUGUGGGCAAAGGCUGUCCGGGCAGGCGGCGGCCCGAGGGGGGAGAGGAGCAUCCCGCAGUCCUCGGCUCGCCUCCUUUAAUGGGGGUGGCAAAUGCGAUUAACUGUGCAUUCCUCGGGGGUGACCUUUCGCACCGAGCCUGCUGAGAGAGGAAAGGGGCCGAGUGGGUCCUGCGGGAGCCGCCUGCGAGCUUUCCCUGGUGGAAGUCGCUGGAAGUGUUAAAGGGGGCGGAUAACGCGGGCUUCGGCGGCUCCUGGCCAAUGAUGUGGAGGGGCUCGGAGCGCCGCUCUCAGCUGGCAGACAUUUAAAUGGGAGACAGCUCGGCGCUGCUGCAAUUUGGAGGCAGGAUCCGAGACUCCCUCUAUAUGGACUCGCUGGCAGCCCCAGGCUCUCAGCCCCGCGCAGCGCCCGGCCGCCCAGCCCUGUGACCGCGUCCAGCACCGCCAAGACCGGCCGGGACACGCAGGCGCCCUGCAGGAUGGGCCGAACAGUAUAUGCUGUUGGUGCUCUUCUUCUUCUGCUUGGACUUCUGUUACCCACAGGAGAGGGAAGAAAGAGGAACCGUGGAUCUCAAGGUGCUAUCCCUCCUCCCGACAAGGAUCAGCCCAAUGAUUCAGAGCAAACACAGACACAGCAGCAAUCAGGUUCUAGGAACCGAGAUCGGGGAAAGGGCACAUCAAUGCCAGCUGAAGAGGUGCUGGAGUCUAGUCAGGAGGCAUUACAUGUCACUGAGCGAAAAUACCUAAAGCGGGAUUGGUGUAAAACUCAACCCCUCAAACAAACUAUCCAUGAAGAAGGCUGCAACAGUCGUACCAUUAUCAACAGAUUCUGCUAUGGCCAAUGCAAUUCUUUCUACAUCCCAAGGCAUGUCCACAAAGAGGAAGGUUCUUUCCAAUCCUGUUCCUUCUGCAAGCCUAAGAAAUUCACCGCUAUGACUGUUACACUCAAUUGUCCUGAACUUCAGCCCCCUAGAAAGAAGAAAAGGAUCACACGGGUCAAAGAGUGUCGGUGUAUAUCUAUAGAUUUGGACUAGACUGAGUUAACUAUUUCACCUGUGACACUAGGCUUAGGCAGCCGGUGCCAGUGUAAGAGUGAGUGGCAUAACUACCGUAUCUUCUGGGGUGGACUCAAUGGAAAGGAACCAUAGUGAAUCACUUAAAACAUGGUUUAGGGGAGGGAAGAAAUGGGAGGGGGGGGGAAAGGGUUUGUGAAUGUGUGAGAGAGGGGUAAAGAGAGUAAGUGAGACUAUACAAAAGAAUAUGAAUGUUUGCAUUUUAACUGAGGUGUGAAAUACCACUUAAAAACUUACAAAUCCAGAGGUUCAAUAUUACACACAUGCAUUAGGAUUCUUAGUAGCAUUCACACUCUCCCUGUUCAAUGGGAAAAAUGCAGCUGUGGCUUUUGCAAAUGCUUCACUGGACACUGCAGUAUUUACUUUCACUGUAUGAAAAGAAGUAUCACAAUGGGGGAAAUAAGAUCCCAAGUAUGAGUUUAUUCCUAAAGAAUAUAAAAAUAGAAUGUUAAAAGGGGUACAGCCUGUGGUAAAACCUGACUGAAAAUAACAGUUGUACUAAUUUUAUCUGCAUCUUUUGUUAAGGAAAAAAACAAGUGGUUUUGACAGAAUGAGGGGGUAAGUAGGCCGGAAGAUGACAUAGACAGUGAGAAAACGCAGUUACAGAGAGCUAGAAAGAACUAGGCUAAGAAUUAGUAGGUGCAAGGAAAAAAAGGAGAAGAGAAAGGGAAGUGACAGAACUUAAGAGAAACAUAAAGGGAAAAGAAGAAACACUUUUCUUCUGCUACAUUUUGCUUUAAUUUAUAGGUAUUUCCAUGUGUAUAUGUAAAAUAAAGAGAAAUUAUAAACAGGGCUAUAAAACACUUCUGAAUGCCAGUGACAUCCUAAAUCAAUCCUGAUCCACUCAUAUGUCUCUAGACUCUCUUGAUUUAUUUAUGGUAUUAUACUUCAGAUAACAGUUCUUUA
This is a messenger RNA of Gavialis gangeticus (Gharial), 2040 nucleotides long. RefSeq names its product gremlin 1, DAN family BMP antagonist (gene GREM1). Bases 541 to 1095 code for a protein of 184 amino acids. The transcript has 2 exons. Gene Ontology annotation, molecular function: receptor ligand activity; BMP binding. Gene Ontology annotation, biological process: animal organ morphogenesis. Lineage: Eukaryota; Metazoa; Chordata; Crocodylia; Gavialidae. The record is from RefSeq and is a predicted model, not a curated record.